CAGCCGAGAGGCGGAAGUGGAAGAGGUUGUGGCUCGAAGGGACGCGCGAGGAGCUGCUGCUGCUGUGGCGGCGGCAGCGGCGCUGAGGCGGUGGCGGCGUUGCCGUCCCCGGGCCGCUCGGCCUCUCGGCUCGCCCCUCAGCCCCACCUGAGCCCGCCGGGGCCUGCGGCGGCCAGCACUUGCCCUAUGAGUGUGUCACUGGUUGUCAUCCGACUGGAGCUCGCGGAACACUCGCCCAUUCCCGCCGGCUUCGGCUUCAUCGCCGCGGCUGGGGAAAUGUCUGAUGAGGAGAUCAAAAAGAAGACACUAGCUUCAGCCGUUGCCUGUUUAGAAGGGAAGUCACCAGGGGAGAAAGCUGCAAUCAUCCAUCAGCAUCUUGGCCGUCGAGAAAUGACAGAUAUGAUCAUUGAAACCAUGAAGUCCAACUCAGAUGAACUAAAAGCUACAAUGGAAGAAGAAAAGUCUUCAGAAGCAUCCCGCACUGCACAGAAAAGUAGAGAUCCAAGUAAAGAAUGUAUAAACGCUGCUCCUGAUUCUCCAUCUAAACAGCUUCCAGACCAGAUUUCAUUCUUCAGUGGAAACCCAUCAGUUGAAAUAGUUCAUGGUAUUAUGCAUCUUUACAAGACAAAUAAGAUGACCUCCUUAAAAGAAGAUGUGAGGCGCAGCGCUCUGCUGUGUAUUCUCACUGUCCCGGCUACAAUGACCAGUCAUGACCUUAUGAAGUUUGUCGCCCCAUUUAAUGAAGUCAUUGAACAAAUGAAAAUCAUCAGAGACUCUACUCCCAAUCAAUAUAUGGUGCUGAUAAAGUUUAGUGCACAGGCUGAUGCAGAUAGUUUUUACAUGGCAUGCAAUGGCCGCCAGUUUAACUCCAUAGAAGAUGAUGUUUGCCAGCUGGUCUACGUGGAAAGAGCUGAAGUGCUGAAAUCUGAAGAUGGUGCCAGCCUCCCGGUAAUGGACCUGACCGAGCUCCCCAAGUGCACAGUGUGCCUGGAGCGUAUGGACGAGUCUGUGAACGGCAUCCUCACCACAUUGUGUAACCACAGCUUCCACAGCCAGUGUCUGCAGCGCUGGGACGACACGACGUGUCCCGUUUGCCGGUACUGUCAGACGCCAGAGCCAGUCGAAGAGAAUAAGUGUUUUGAGUGUGGUGUUCAGGAAAACCUUUGGAUUUGUCUAAUAUGUGGCCACAUAGGCUGUGGGCGGUAUGUGAGUCGACAUGCCUAUAAGCACUUUGAGGAAACCCAGCACACAUAUGCCAUGCAGCUCACCAACCAUCGCGUCUGGGACUAUGCUGGAGAUAAUUAUGUCCAUCGACUGGUUGCAAGUAAAACAGAUGGAAAAAUUGUACAAUAUGAAUGUGAAGGUGAUACUUGCCAGGAAGAGAAAAUAGAUGCCUUACAGUUAGAGUAUUCCUAUUUACUAACCAGCCAGCUAGAAUCUCAGAGAAUCUACUGGGAAAACAAGAUUGUCCGAAUAGAGAAGGACACAGCGGAGGAGAUUAACAACAUGAAGACCAAAUUUAAAGAAACCAUUGAGAAGUGUGAUAACCUGGAACACAGAUUAAAUGAUCUCCUAAAGGAAAAGCAGACUGUGGAAAGAAAAUGCACUCAACUAAACACAAAAGUGUCCAAACUCACCACUGAGCUCAAAGAGGAGCAGGAAAUGAAUAAGUGUUUAAGAGCCAACCAGGUGCUCCUGCAAAAUAAGCUGAAGGAGGAGGAGAGAGUGUUGAAGGAAACCUGUGACCAAAAAGACCUGCAGAUCACCGAGAUCCAGGAGCAGCUGCGUGAUGUCAUGUUCUACCUGGAGACGCAACAAAAGAUCAACCACCUGCCUGCUGAGACCAGGCAGGAGAUCCAGGAGGGACAGAUCAACAUCCCCACGGCCUCAGCCGCCAGUGCCCCCUCCUCAGGGGCUAGUGGGAAGCUGCCCUCCAGGAAGGGCCGCAGCAAGAGGGGCAAGUGACCUUCAGAGGACAGAUGGCCCCAGACGGUGUGCUGGAAUUUUCAGGUGAAUGUGAGGGGACCCUGACUAAGGCGAGGGUGGAGCAGCAGUUGUUUGGAUCUUUUCUUUCGUAGGGUGCG
Messenger RNA from Chrysochloris asiatica (Cape golden mole), 2084 nucleotides. It is a transcript of the gene BRAP, whose product is annotated as BRCA1 associated protein. The record is from RefSeq and is a predicted model, not a curated record. Bases 187 to 1965 code for a protein of 592 amino acids. NCBI's taxonomy places the organism in Eukaryota, Metazoa, Chordata, Mammalia, Afrosoricida, Chrysochloridae. Gene Ontology annotation, biological process: protein ubiquitination; Ras protein signal transduction. Gene Ontology annotation, cellular component: cytoplasm. Gene Ontology annotation, molecular function: ubiquitin protein ligase activity; nucleic acid binding; zinc ion binding. The transcript is spliced from 12 exons.